AAAGCCCCAUUCGCUGGCUCCAAAGUGAGUUCGCCAUGGCGCCGCGUCGUGAUGCCAUCCGAUCCCUCGCAUCGUUGAUGUCGCUGACGGCGGCAUGUUGGAGCUUUAGCAUUUCGGAUCCACGCAGAGGCCCGAUUCGACGUUCACAGCUCUUCAGCUUCUAUGGAGAUUCCAUUCCAAUGCCUCCACCUGGACAUCCAGAUCAUCCAGUUGGUGCUGAGGUGCAACCUUUCGCAAAUCAAAAUGGUGGAAUAGAUGAUACCCUAGGUCCACCAAACCUUUAUAUGUAUGGUCCAGCGGCCAGCCCCUUGGGCCGUUCCUAUGCGGUGGAUUGCAAUUUAUGGCAUUCUGCUGACAGAAUGGAGCGGCAACAGCUGGUAGACCAGGUCCUAGUGACUUUGAGAAGAAAUGGUUUCGUAGUGCUCGAAAAUAUGGUUCCACCACAGGAGCAGUUCUCUAUGGAAGCAGCUGCCAUCAGGCAUUUCGAGCAGCUACCAGAGGGUUACUUCACUUCGCCUCUACGUGCGGAUCGUUCGCAGGUGCAUGUACCGUAUGAGGAUCCCUGGUCUGCCGAAUGGUUGGUGCCCAACGACUUAGUCCUGCAGGUGACUGCUAGGUAUGUGAUCAACAACAUGGCCUGUGGACGAUCAGAGGAGGAGCAACAAUCAGCUUGGUGUCAAUGGGUGAUGCAGGGCUCCUCCGUCGAAUGGUUCCAUUCCGUGCCUCCGCAAGGAGGGCCCUUAGCCACAGAUCCACCUCAUGGUUGUACGAAUGUGGGCGCCCCUGAUGAGCUGGGCCCCUGGCUGGGUAGGGUGAUGAUCACCAAGACGCCUCCGCAAUCGCCCUUGAUGACCCGACACCGGGACAUCAUUCUUCCUGGCCCUUUUGCGCAGCUCACAAUUGGUGUCCCCCUGACGCCGCUGUCUGCAAACAAUGGCCCUUUAGCACUUCGACCCGGGUCACAUGUUAUGAACAGCCCUGGAUAUGAAGUGGUGACCAACAUCCCACAUGGAUCCAUCAUGCUCUACGAUUCCUUCGUAGAUCAUCGUGCCGUCGAACAUCGUGGUGAAGAAGACAGGUAUGUCUUGUACUAUGAGUUCGAAACCCGUGGCAUCUUCACUGGAUAUGUCGAUGGACACUUCGGACAGCAGGCGACUCAAUCUGAACACGACUUUCGACGAGUCGUCGACCCGAUUUUGCGCCGAUAUGUGGCCAACGCCCAAUGUGCCACGGCCAGCGCUUAGAAAUCUUAGAAAUCUCUCAGAUCUUACAAAAGCCAUGUCAGCUGGGCAGCAGGCUUUGCUGACAUCGGUAUCCACUGCGGAGAGCUUCAAAAGAAGCGCCAUUUUUUUUCGGAAUUUGGGUGAAUCCGAAGUCUCACAGAUACAUGUGAUAUAGCAUGAUAUAUCUCUGCAAACUUGCCUGAUGCGAAAUUGUGACUACA
Messenger RNA from Cladocopium goreaui, 1444 nucleotides. The record is from the annotation of a GenBank genome assembly. Lineage: Eukaryota; Dinophyceae; Suessiales; Symbiodiniaceae.